Molecule: messenger RNA, 1605 nt
Organism: Plasmopara halstedii
Lineage: Eukaryota; Oomycota; Peronosporomycetes; Peronosporales; Peronosporaceae
Exons: 7
Coding region: 1-1605 (534 amino acids)
Source: RefSeq, a predicted model, not a curated record
AUGAGUUUACAAAAUGAGCGCAAAUGGCGAAAUGUUCAGGUCAUCCUACCCGAGUCGUUUGGGCUGGUGGUACAUGUGCUGUCGCAGCAGGCCCGGUUAAUUGAAAAGCUAGAGCAUCGCUUAUGUUCUAUGGAGAGUAAUCAUCUCGAGGCAGUAAUGUCAGCCCAAAUUGCUGCUAUGGAAGAGCGCAUGUGUGCGGAUGUGAGGCGCCAGAUAGCAAGUAUACAAUCAGAGUUUUCUGGUCAUUUGGAGCAGCAGCAGUUGUUAAUUCAGCAGAUCAAAGAUUGCUCGAAAAUUGAAACUCAAAAACAGCGCGAGCAAGUGGACAGAGUAGAGCAAAGCGUGGAGCAGCGGUACUUUUGCUUGGAGAAACAACUGACUCAGUUUAUUGAAAGUACGCAGCAGCAUUUGGAAACCCAGAAUGUUCAGUUUAAGUCAAUACGUACCCUACACGAGGAGACUUUGACUAAGAUAAGUAAAGUUUUCGUUCAAAAGGUGGAGAAUCUGGAAGAUGAGCUACUGAAAAGAGAGAUAAGUAGUGAAGCUACUUCCAUCAUUGCUACUGAGGAACUUGUAACUCUAAAGAGUUAUGAACAAGAUUUGGAUAAUAUUCAUCAAAAUCUGGCUCGUACCUCGCAAGAGACUGAAGCUCGAUUUGUUGAGCUGUUGGCUACGCAUCGGAAAGAGCUCAUGACGGUCAUGGAGGAUAAGGUUUGUAAGAGCGAGGUGGCGAAGCUUCUUAAUCGCAAAAUGGAUGCAAUGGAUGCCUGGAAACAACUUGCCGAAAAAGCGGAUUGUAUCAAAGUAGAAGAAGUUGCAUGCAGUCUUAUGGAUAGCAUCCAACGAUAUCAAGAGACAGCAACAGAAGAAUUAGACCGAUUGAAACAGCUUAACAAAUCAAAGGCAGACGCAUUUGAAUUGGUGCAGGUUAGGCAUAAUUUGCAUAACAUAUUAUCAGUAGCAGAGUCCAUGCAGCAUGAGCUGACUACUCUGCACCGGCAAAUGAACGAGAAAAUGACGGUUGUUGAUGUAAAAGAGUUGCUGAACUCGCAAGUAACAAUAAAUGGACUGCAAAAACCAAUGAAGGAAGUUGAAAGUGUUACAGUGGAUAAUUUUGCGACCAAAGUAGCAUACGACGAUUUAUACCAACAAGUUCACGCCAUCACGAUGCAGCUUCGCAGUGAGAUGUACCAAGCCCGUUACAUCUGGAAAGAUGGUCGCUUGAGUUUAAAGCAUAGGAUUCAAUGGAGCUCUCAAGCUGUAAAUACGAAUGAGGAUGUUUUCCAUUGGCAAAGUGGUUCGGAUGAAAUACGGCUGCAUCCGCCUGGACUUUACCAUCUUCAAGCAUCAUUUUUUACUGUUUGCUCACCAUUAAUUCAAGUACUUGUGAACGGAGAACCAGCAAUAAUCAGGCACUCGACGGCUGAUUUAAAAAACAUGGCAAUGUUUCAUCCCUGUGCUUUCCAACGUCUUCACCAUCCGGCUGGUAAUAUUGCAGGUCUAUCAGUUGAUGUUUUCCUAGCACUACCACCGCGAGCACUGGUUGCUAUAUCAUACGAUGCUGAAGAACAGGCACAAGGUUUUCUAAAUUUACGAAAACUUUAG